UCCGCUCAACGUGCACCGAGUGAGACUACAGAUAUCUGUUCAGUGCUUGCAGUGUAUACCGAACAUUAGAGUCCAUGUGCUCUGUAUGGAUGUUGAAAUCGUGCAGUGUAGCUUGAAUAGCGGCAAGCAGACAAUAUGUCCAGUACACCCCACGAUCCGUUCUAUUCCUCCCCAUUCGGACCUUUCUAUAGAAGGCAUUCGCCGUACAUCGUACAGCCCGAGUAUCGGAUCUACGAGAUGAAUAAACGGCUUCAGUCUCGCACAGAGGAGAGCGACAACCUUUGGUGGGAUGCCUUUUCUACUGAAUUUUUUGAAGAUGAUGCCACACUAACUCUUUCAUUCUGCUUGGAAGAUGGACCAAAGAGAUACACUAUCGGAAGGACCCUCAUCCCUCGCUAUUUCAGCACGGUGUUCGAGGGCGGAGUCACCGACCUGUACUACAUCCUCAAGCACUCCAAAGAGUCCUUCCACAACUCCUGCAUCACCAUCGACUGCGACCAGUGCACCAUGGUCACUCAGCACGGAAAGCCAAUGUUUACAAAGGUCUGCACUGAGGGACGACUGAUCCUGGAGUUUGCCUUCGACGACCUCAUGAGGAUCAAGACGUGGCAUUUUACAAUCAGGCAGUACAGAGAGCUGAUCCCACGCAGCAUACUGGCCAUGCAUGCACAAGACUCUCAGGUCCUGGAGCAGCUGUCGAAAAACAUCACCCGGAUGGGCCUGACAAACUUCACCCUCAACUACCUCAGGCUGUGUGUCAUACUGGAGCCAAUGCAGGAGCUAAUGUCCAGGCACAAAACCUACAACCUGAGCCCACGAGACUGUCUCAAAACCUGCCUGUUCCAGAAGUGGCAAAGGAUGGUGGCUCCACCAGCAGGACACCCACAGAACUUCAAAACGGAAAUUUUCACUACAAAUCACAAAAAAGAACCCACAAGACAAACGACGACCAAGAGGAGAAAAAGGAAGAACUCUGCGAGCAGCGCGUCCAACAGCAGCAUGGGCAACAACGCCAACAGCAAGAAGCGCAGUCCUGCUGGAAACUUCAGCCUCUCCAGCCAGGUACCUGACGUGAUGGUGGUCGGGGAGCCCACGCUGAUGGGCGGAGAGUUCGGCGACGAAGACGAGCGGCUCAUCACCCGCCUGGAGAAUACGCAGUACGACGCGGCGAACGGCAUCGACGACGAAGACGACUUCAACAACUCCCCGGCGCUGGGCAACAACAGCCCCUGGAACACCAAGCCGCCCAACAGCCAGGACACCAAGCCAGAGAGCACAGCCCCCCAGCCCUCGCAGUGAAAACCAGACCUCCAGACCUGCAGGGCGGCGCUCUCUCCGACCACACACUGUACCCUGUGGGCCCCACCACACACCCCCUCCGUUCCACGGCAUCACACGGUUCUCACGAAACCUCAGACAAUUUCAACUCGCCUUGUAAUAUAAAAAGAAGAAGGUUGCGACAUACAGUACAUAAUACCAAUUCAUUUUUUUACAUAAAUGUGUACAAAUGCGUGUAGUAAAAAAAACAAAAAAACAGUUGAAUAAGAUGGAAGCACUCUUCUUCUGUAUAGAUCCCAGCCAGAGUCUCCCUUGUGUUGACAGGAACCUGCUGUUUUAGGAAUCUGCCAAACUUUGGAGUUUGAAGGCGCUGAAGAACAUGGCCAGUCCGCUUCGAUACUCCCAUUGUGCUUUUGGGCUGAGCUUUACCAACGGUCGUUUACUAUGAUGUCAGAUCACUGAACUCCAAAUGAAUCAAGAAACUCAAAACGUUUCAACAAAAGACUGACUUGGUGCAAUUGACCCUUAAACAAAUUUGAGAACAUCCUCGCCACACAUCCGUGGCUUCUCCCCUGCCCCAAGGAAUCAUGGGAACUGCAAGGGCCACUCAAGCAGUGCCCUCUCUCUCUCUCUCUCUCUCUCUCUACUGAAGUGUGACCUCAUACACAUGUGUGUGCGGUCAGGCAGAGUUGUGUGAGCACUGAACCAAUGUCCUGGGUUUAGCAACGGCAAAAUGAUUUCAGCAUAUUUGCAUUUUAAUUGAAAAGUGAGCUCAUUUUGGAUGUCUUUUUUUAAUGGAACACAAACUCUUAUCUGUUUAUUCAGUUCUAUGGACUGAUUCAAACGGGAAUGAUAUUGUCAUAUUGUGUUUUCCAAGCACUGCGUUAUGGCUCUUGCAGAAUGUUACUGCAUACAAAGAUUUAUUGUAUUAUUUUGCAUUUAUUUGUAUUGCUAUUUUUCCAAAAUUAUUGCUUUUUCUUUUCUAUGUAACUAUCAGCUCUUGAAGUAUUUGGCUGUCAGACACAUGGCCUGUGCAUCUUUAUUAAUUUUGUACUUUGAACAGUCCCUUUGUCCGUUGUAUGAGUGAUUCCCAAACUGAAGAACAGAGAUAAACCACAGAACUGGCAUUAAAGUGAAUACCAAUUUCAAAUGACAUUACUCAACCGUGGAAUUUAAACAGGAACUCAUUGAGCAGUGGAAUUGAAUGAAACACUUAUUUGAUCAUUUGUGCAUGAUUAUAAGAUUAUAUGAUUUUUUUUCUGUGUUUAAUGUUACGGAUCAAGCUCAGAUCACAUAAGGACAGCGGGGCAGGUUCUCAAACAGGUGAUAACAUUUUUAAAAAUUUGAGUGGAGUAUAUAUGCAAUUAUUGAAAACUGGAAAAUGAGGUUUAAUUCAUAAUGGCCAUAUUGAUUGAAGCAUGAUGAUAUAUACUUAGUUAAAACCAGUGUCACAAAAUGUAUUAUCAAGCUUCAUCACUAAGGUACAAUAUGAAUUGCUGUCAAAUGUAGCUUAUGGCUACCAGUCAGUGUAGUCUGGAUAAUUUCAGUUCUUCCCUCAAAGGUAGAACCGCCUUCCUAGGGCAGUCAGUUUGUUAAUUAAAAUUAAUUUAAUCACACAAUUGACCUGUGAAUGAGGUUAAUUCCUUCAAAUCGAGCACUUUCCUGUUUGUAUUACAGUGACUGGCUUAACUGGGUUCUCUCAGUGCCUGGCAUAGCAAUUCACAUCACACUCAUGUGUUAUGGUAUUUUCUUAAUACAAUUAUUCAUCAUUUUACAGGUCUUCUGCGUUUGUCGGCAGAAAUAUCUAUGCCGUCUCUAUUGCAUUGUUGUCGUCUUUUUCCAAACCACUGUUUGUAUGAGUUUGUAUUUUAUUUUACUUUUGGAUAAAUCAAAUCAUUAUAAGUUUUCUACCAUUAUCAUUAAGAGUUAACACUGUUCAAAACUAUUUUUAAGACCACUUAAUUAACACCCUCACAGUUAUCUGUUUUUCAUGCCAUUUUCCUGUUCUUAAUUAAAAUGGGCCGCAGGCAUUAUUAUCUCUCCAUUCCGGGCUAGGAGAGUUGGGUUCCAGUUUAGAAAUAAUGUUGGACUGAGGAAUAGAUUCAAUGAGGUUUAACAUGGAUGAAACUUUCAAUGUAAAAUAUAGAGAAUGUGCCAUACUGUGGCUUUUUUAUAAGCAUUGUAUUUGGCUUGUCCACCUAUUAGACCAUUAGAGUUACAGAAUCAGAGAUAUCUAUAGCCCUCAAAACCCAUCUAAAUUUACUACAGUUACUGAAGUUAUUUCCUGCCACAAAAAGGCUGUAUAUUUGCCAUGUAGUGUCACUGCUACGAUCCUAUGAAGCAGCAUUGACACAAACUGCUAAUGAAAAUGGAAAUACUGCUAAUGAAAUCUAACAAAUGUUUUGUUAACAAUUACAUAAGAAUGAAGGAUUUUAUUUUGAUUUCGCUGCAUUUACUAAUCUGGUUUUGUUAUUCAGUUUGGGAAACCUGUUGAAGCUCUGUAAAUAAGCCAAUGAAUCAAAACAUUUGAAAUCUGUUGGAACCAUUCCUUAGAUUAAAUAGACUCUUGUGUUUUUAUUGUACUUAUCUUGACUCUAAUGUUUUAUUAGUCCUUAAUCUCUAUUGUCCUAAAUGAAAAGGUAAAAUAUAUAUGGCAAAAUAUUACAUUCUAAAUAUAAGGAAUUUACCUUUUAAAAUAUACCAAAAGAGAUAUUAUAUGCCACAAAAUAAAGCAGUCAUUGCCACAGUAAUAUAAAAAAUGUUAUGCAUGUAUUGUAGAAUAUUUUACAAUGUAUGUAAAUAAGCUGUAUAUUCAACAAUAUAUGCAUACAUACAAACUGAUAUAUUUUCUAAUGCAUUUGGUAUGUUUCAUGUAUUUGAGAAAAAUUCCUUGCAUUUUAGAAUUCAUAUUUUAUCAUACGCUACUUUUUCAUUAGGGGUCAUUUACGUCAUGUUAGAUAUUUUUGCUAAAGAAACAAAAAAGAUAACCUCAGCUGUCACUAUUCUCCUUACCUUUGUGUAUUUAUGUGAGAGUUUGUAAGGAAUCCAACACCUUUUUGACUUUGUUUGAACCUCAUAUUAAUACCGUACAGCACAACUUGUAAAAUAUUAGCAGAUAUGUCUUUGUGUCAUUACUGAUGUAUUUUAUGUAUGCUUUGCCAUUAUGUGUGCCAAUAAAUUGUGCUUACAUGAUUA
Messenger RNA from Conger conger (European conger), 4473 nucleotides. RefSeq names its product LIM domain binding 2a (gene ldb2a). Gene Ontology annotation, biological process: nervous system development; positive regulation of transcription by RNA polymerase II; negative regulation of transcription by RNA polymerase II. Bases 136 to 1299 code for a protein of 387 amino acids. Gene Ontology annotation, molecular function: LIM domain binding. NCBI's taxonomy places the organism in Eukaryota, Metazoa, Chordata, Actinopteri, Anguilliformes, Congridae. The transcript is spliced from 9 exons. The record is from RefSeq and is a predicted model, not a curated record. Gene Ontology annotation, cellular component: transcription regulator complex; nucleus.